Molecule: messenger RNA, 2852 nt
Organism: Diorhabda sublineata
Lineage: Eukaryota; Metazoa; Arthropoda; Insecta; Coleoptera; Chrysomelidae
Product: chromobox protein homolog 3-like
Exons: 3
Coding region: 200-733 (177 amino acids)
Biological process (GO): chromatin organization; negative regulation of transcription by RNA polymerase II
Cellular component (GO): pericentric heterochromatin; nucleus
Molecular function (GO): chromatin binding
Source: RefSeq, a predicted model, not a curated record
AUGCUACUUUAGUAGUGCAUCUGUUAUAAAACGUAAAAUUAGGUAGUGAUUAAAUCGCUUUGAUUGGCGUUAGAGUUAAUCAAAAAUCGCAUUCAUUUGUCAAUCAAAAAUAUAAAAAAGUGUGGCGUCUGUAAAAUUGCUUUUGUUUGAAAUAAGCAUUGUGUCUUCACGAUUUUUUAAUAAUUUGUUUAUUUAAGCUAUGAGCAGAAGGAGUAGUCCAGUACCUGCACCUCCUCCAGAAGAAGAAGUGGUAGCUCCAGAAGAAUACGUAGUAGAAAGAAUUAUCGACAGCCGUAUUAACGAAAAAGGAAUAAAAGAAUAUUUUUUAAAGUGGAUUGGUUACGAGGAAAAAGACAACACUUGGGAACCGGAAGGUAAUUUGGAUUGUCCCGGAUUAAUUGAAGCUUUUGAAAAAGAAAAAGCUAGAAAAGAAAAAGAAAUGGAAAGAAAACGGAAAUUAAGUACACCUUCAGAUGGAAAGACAGUCAAGAAGAAAACCGACGAAAAAAAAUCUUUAGGAUUUGAUAGAGGUUUAGAACCGGAAAAAAUUAUCGGAGCCACUGAUAGUCCAGGUCAAUUAAUGUUUUUGAUAAAAUGGACGGGUACGGAUGAAGCGGAUCUUGUUCCGGCAAAACAGGCGAAUAUAAAGUGUCCUCAAGUCGUAAUUAAAUUUUAUGAAGAAAGGUUGAAAUGGCAUUCUCCAUCGUUGGAAGAAACUAAAACAACAGAGUAAUAUUUCCCUUGUAGCUCUAAGUUUUUUUCCUUCUAAUUUUUUCUUAAAUUGAUUAGGGUGAAAAUUUAUUUAAUAGGAGAUAAUUUUCUUUAAUUUUUGAAAAUUUUAGAUUUUUAUGAAAUUUAGAUAACCGUAAUGGUAUUUCUACGUAUAUAUACAUAUAAUUUUAUUGAAUUUUUUCUAUUUAAUAACAAAUAGUUGAAAAUAAUUUGAAUAUUUUGUAAAUUGGGAUAAUAAAAUAAUUGCACAAUGUAGGUAUGCUUUUAGUAGAGAAAGAAAGAAAAUACGAAUAUUUGUUCAGUUUUUUGUUUUUAUUUUAAAGUUAUUGAUCAAGUUUGAACACGUUCACAGCCGUGAGGUUAAUAACUUCGAGCACAAACUACUUUUCAAAGAAAUUUACAAAAAAAUCUUCAAAAAAGUUCCAGUUCUUUUGUUUUUUGUAAAACAAGAGAUGUAGUAUGACUUUACAUGAAUUUCAACUACUUUAGCUUCUUUUCAUGUAUGAAGUAUGGUACAACACCGCUUCCUGUGUAUUUUGUUAUCAUCUCAUGCUUUUCCAGCUAACAGACUUUGUUCUUCUUCAGUUUUUCUGCCCUUUUCAUGUUUAUUUUACUUAAAAAAGGCUCUGAAAUAGUGAAAUCGGCCAAAAAAUGACAUUUGGUCAAUAACAAUGCUUUCAGUUUGAUUUCAAUAAAAAAUAAGCUUUUCUGAGUUUAUUUUGGUCAAAAAAUGCCCUUUCCAACAAUAAUUUGGUCAAAAAUUUCCCUUUUCAAUAUUAAUUUGGUCAAUACCAAUCCUUCCAGUUUGGUUUCAAUCAAAAAUAGAAUUAUUUGAGUUCAAUUUUGUAAAUUUAAUCAAUUUUCUGACUUAUUUUGGUGAAAAAAUGUCCUUUCCAACAAUAAUUUGGUCAAAAAUUGCCCUUUUCAAUAUUAAUUUUUUUAUUAGUCCAUAGCUUUUCAACCUGAAAUAUUUCGUUUGACCCUCGUAGCUAUUACACAUUACCUUUUCAGAAAACUCACUUAUUGACAUGAUCUGUAUCAUUUGGAAAGCAGUUUUCUCAUUUUUCUUUACAUAUCUAACAAUAAUUGUAUUUAUGAUUGAAAAGCCAACUUUUCCAAGUGAUAUUCUUCCUUAGUGACUUUCCUAAUUGAAAUUCUACUGUUAUUAACAGCCUUUGGUGUUUGCAUUUCAUCAUCCCCAUUCUCAAAUACUGACUAUCAUACCUUUAAGGUGUAGGCUUCAAAACGGCACUAGAAACAUUGCCAAAAUUUACAAUAUAUCGUACUUUCAAAUAUUAUUUACAAAAACCAGUUAAUUGGUUGAUAAUUUCGAUUUUUUGUAUUAUUAAUAUAUUCGGAUUUAACUUAAUUAUGUUUAUACAAAAAAAGCUGCCAUUAUGAAAACGUACUUUAAUAAUUUGUUAAUUGAUUAGCUGCUUUCUAAAGACGAUUUACCUUCAUAACUCUGUCAUUAUCAUCACAUCAUGUAGACCAAUUGAAUUGGAAAUUUACACACUUUCUGGUUCUUUGAGACGGGUAUAAACCAUAUAUGAAAGGCUAACUGUACCAUGUUAAAAUACAGUGUUCAGUUACACUUUUUAGUUCUUCUAAUGGAUAUAAACCUGUUAUCGAAGGCUCACAGGAUGAGAUAAUGUGACUGUGUUACUGCAGUACGAACUUAUUACAUCCACGAUUACGGGAAUUCGAAUUAAAUUCAUGAGAAAUAAGAAUGUACCAAAUCGUCAAGGCAGAGUCAACAUAUUAACACGAUAUUUACACGGAAUAUGUUUUCGUGAAAUUUUAAUGUAGCUUUAGGAAGAAAAUGCUUAAAUAACAUAGUUUUGUUAUUAUCGUGGUUCUCUGUAGUUAUUAUAAGAAGUAAAUGGACGAAUAUUGAAGUCGAAUUUGAAAAAUAUUCAAAUAAAUUUGAUUCCUCUCUAGACUUGGUAAUUAUAUGCAAAUAUAUUUUCUUCCUAUAGCUAUAUAUAUACAUUUAAUGUCGUUUCUGGUUGAUAUAUGAAUAAAACUUUAACUAGUUUCUAUAGAAUGUUGAUAUAGUAGUCUCAACUGAUGUAUGUCUCUCCGAUUUAUGUAAAUAAGAAUUAAAUGGUUUAUAUUUU